AUGGCAACUCUUCAUCAGUUACAAAAAGAAACUUACAGUUUUGAAAUUGCUCUUGUUUUAACUAUCGAUACAAGGUAUUGUGGUGAAGAUCUUGAUCUCCAAAUAUGGGCAAAUAUAAUAAAUAAUGAAGUGAUUCGAAUUGCAGGCGUUGAUAAUGAAAGUCAAGUAUUAGAUGAGUUAGCAGAAUAUAUUGGAAAAUCGGGUGGUUUUGCAAGAAAAAUGCUUACUCAAAAAGCAGAUAAGCUUGUCUAUAUUUAUUGGAAUACACGAAUUCUCCGUCGGUUAGGAAGAUCUGUAUUAAUUAACAAUUCACAAGAAAUAUCUGUUAAUUCAGAUAAUCAAGAACUUGAUAUUAAUGAAAAUGAAGAGCUUAAUAAAGACUUUACCGAUUUUUCUAAUUGGCUUCUUAAUACAUUCGACAAUUGUGAGUAUGAAUUCGAUAAUUAUUCUGAGUGA
Messenger RNA from Dentiscutata erythropus, 456 nucleotides. The record is from the annotation of a GenBank genome assembly. NCBI's taxonomy places the organism in Eukaryota, Fungi, Glomeromycota, Glomeromycetes, Diversisporales, Gigasporaceae.